Messenger RNA from Eriocheir sinensis (Chinese mitten crab), 1014 nucleotides. RefSeq lists its product as uncharacterized. Bases 73 to 1014 code for a protein of 313 amino acids. The transcript is spliced from 3 exons. The record is from RefSeq and is a predicted model, not a curated record. NCBI's taxonomy places the organism in Eukaryota, Metazoa, Arthropoda, Malacostraca, Decapoda, Varunidae.
UUCACUGGUAGCCUGGUAACAUACACUCCCAGGUCUUUCUCAGCCUCUGUGGUGGAUAGUGGAGUGUUUCCCAUGUGGUACUGGUGUGCUGGAUAUCCCUUCACUGGUAGCCUGGUAACAUACACUCCCAGGUCUUUCUCUGCCUCUGUGGUGGAUAGUGAAGUGUUUCCCAUGUGGUAUUGGUGUGCUGGAUAUCCCUUCACUGGUAGCCUGGUAACAUACACUCCCAGGUCUUUCUCAGCCUCUGUGGUGGAUAGUGGAGUGUUUCCCAUGUGGUAUUGGUGUGCUGGAUAUCCCUUCACUGGUAGCCUGGUAACAUACACUCCCAGGUCUUUCUCUGCCUCUGUGGUGGAUAGUGGAGUGUUUCCCAUGUGGUAUUGGUAUGCUGGAUAUCCCUUCACUGGUAGCCUGGUAACAUACACUCCCAGGUCUUUCUCUGCCUCUGUGGUGGAUAGUGGAGUGUUUCCCAUGUGGUAUUGGUGUGCUGGAUAUCCCUUCACUGGUAGCCUGGUAACAUACACUCCCAGGUCUUUCUCUGCCUCUGUGGUGGAUAGUGGAGUGUUUCCCAUGUGGUAUUGGUAUGCUGGAUAUCCCUUCACUGGUAGCCUGGUAACAUACACUCCCAGGUCUUUCUCUGCCUCUGUGGUGGAUAGUGGAGUGUUUCCCAUGUGGUAUUGGUGUGCUGGAUAUCCCUUCACUGGUAGCCUGGUAACAUACACUCCCAGGUCUUUCUCUGCCUCUGUGGUGGAUAGUGGAGUGUUUCCCAUGUGGUACUGGUGUGCUGGAUAUCCCUUCACUGGUAGCCUGGUAACAUACACUCCCAGGUCUUUCUCUGCCUCUGUGGUGGAUAGUGGAGUGUUUCCCAUGUGGUAUUGGCAUGCUGGGUUUCCCCUCCCAAGAUGCAUGACCUCACAUUUUUCUUCACUAAAUUGUAGCAGCCACAUUUUGUUCCACUCCUGUAGCUUGGUGAUGUCUUCUUGUAGGAAAUCCGCAUCCAAUGGGUUAAUAAACUGA